This is a messenger RNA of Lepus europaeus (European hare), 1549 nucleotides long. RefSeq names its product prokineticin receptor 1 (gene PROKR1). Gene Ontology annotation, biological process: neuropeptide signaling pathway. Gene Ontology annotation, cellular component: membrane. The transcript is spliced from 3 exons. Bases 1 to 1401 code for a protein of 466 amino acids. The record is from RefSeq and is a predicted model, not a curated record. Gene Ontology annotation, molecular function: neuropeptide receptor activity. NCBI's taxonomy places the organism in Eukaryota, Metazoa, Chordata, Mammalia, Lagomorpha, Leporidae.
AUGCCGCAGGACACAGUGCAGGCUGUCAGAACAGUGCGUAGAGUUUUGAGAGGUCUUGUGCGUAGUUUUGAGAGUCUUGCAUUCCCUUCAGCCCUCCUCUGCUCCUCCUUCCUAGCUCCUACCCUUGAGAAAAGCUGUGACAUUUCUGAUUCUUCGGUGGAACGCAAAGAAACGGACUCUGGCCUGAUGGCCUUGCUGCGCACAACAUUUCCUGGCCAGAAGGAGAGCACCAUGCGGGUCAUGGAUGAAAAUGCCACCAACACAUCCACCACCCUCCAGUCUACCUUUGACCCACAGGGAGCCCACACUGCUUCCUUCCCUUUCAACUUCAGCUAUGGAGACUAUGAUAUGCCCCUGGGGGAAGAUGAGGAUGUGACCAAUUCCCGAACUUUCUUUGCUGCCAAGAUAGUCAUCGGCAUGGCCCUCGUGGGUAUCAUGCUGGUCUGUGGCAUUGGCAACUUCAUCUUUAUCGUUGCCCUUGCUCGCUACAAGAAGCUGCGCAACCUCACCAACCUGCUCAUUGCCAACCUGGCCAUCUCUGACUUCCUGGUGGCCAUCAUCUGCUGUCCCUUUGAAAUGGACUACUAUGUAGUACGCCAGCUCUCCUGGGAGCACGGCCACAUCCUGUGUGCCUCUGUCAACUACCUGCGCACUGUCUCUCUCUACGUCUCCACCAAUGCCCUCCUGGCCAUUGCCAUUGACAGGUACCUGGCCAUUGUCCACCCGCUGAGGCCGCGGAUGAAGUGCCAGACAGCCACCGGCCUGAUCGCCUUGGUGUGGGCCGUGUCCGUCCUCAUUGCCAUCCCCUCCGCCUACUUCACCACCGAAACCGCGCUCCUCACUGUCGAGAGCCGGGAGAAGAUCUUCUGCGGCCAGAUCUGGCCGGUGGACCAGCAGCUCUACUACAAGGCCUACUUCCUCUUCCUUUUCGGCCUGGAGUUCGUGGGCCCCGUGCUCACCAUGACCCUGUGCUACGCCAGGGUCUCCCGGGAGCUCUGGUUCAAGGCCGUGCCUGGCUUCCAGACGGAGCAGAUCCGCAAGCGGCUGCGCUGCCGCCGGAAGACGGUGCUGGUGCUCAUGGGCAUCCUCACGGCCUACGUGCUGUGCUGGGCGCCCUUCUACGGCUUCACCCUCGUGCGCGACUUCUUCCCCGCCGUGUUCGUGCGGGAGAAGCACUACCUCACCGCCUUCUACAUGGUCGAGUGCAUCGCCAUGAGCAACAGCAUGAUCAACACCCUGUGCUUCGUGAGCGUCAAGAACAGCACCAUCAGAUACUGCAGGAAGAUGCUGCUGCCCCGCUGGAGGGCUUCCUACAGCGGCAACAAGUCGAGCGCCGACCUCGAUCUCAAGACGACGGGGAUGCCUGCCACCGAAGAGGUGGACUGCGUCAGGCUGAAAUGACCCCCUGGCCCUCGCAAAGAUCUGUGGGACACUGGCCAGGGCGCCUGGAUACACAGCCUCAACAAGGAACCCUUGGUUUGCUGCGGAGGCCAGAGUAAAUGGGCAGCUCUGUGACCAUGGUGUGCAAGGAGAGCUGGAUCUCCCUCCU